AUGUCAUUGGCUGAUCUACCAGAAACAAAUCUAGACGGACAUUUCCCCAGUGUGGCCUUAGAAAACGGCAGGAGGUCUGCACAGUCCAGGAGGAACAGCCCCAGUUUUCAAAGAAACAGUAACGCUUCGGAUAAGAGUGUUGAUUAUAGCAGGUCUCAGUGUUCCUGCAGAAGUUUAAGUUCUCAGUACGAUUAUUCAGAAGACUUUCUCUCUGAAUAUUCAGAAACAGCUGUUACUAAAAAUUAUUUAGAGAAGCUUGUAGUGAAAGAAAAAAAGGAGGAGAAGAAAAACUAUAAUGUGUCUAAAAUCUCCCAGCCUAAAGGCCAGCAGGAAAUCUCAGCCGAAAAAAAGCACAACUGGAAUACUGCAUUUUUUAAUUCUCAAAUCAAUAUGGUUAUGCAGAGAAGAGAUGCUAUGACUCACCGCGUACUCUCAGCAAGACUUCAUAAGAUUAAAGAACUGAGAAAUGAAUUAGCUGAUCUACACCGCAAACUGGAAGCCACAGCCAUAGAAAACCAGUUUCUGAAACAACUUCAGUUUAGGCACUUGAAAGCGAUAGGAAAAUACGAGAAUUCACAAAAUAAUCUACCUCAAAUUAUGGUUAAACAUCAGAAUGAAGUAAAAAAUUUAAGGCAGCUACUUAGGAAAUCCCAGGGAAAGGAGAGAACUGUGUCUAGGAAACUUAGAGAAACAGACAGCGAGCUGUUGAAGACGAAAGAUGCCUUGCAGGCCCUGCAGAAGCUUUCUGAAGACAAAAACCUUGCAGAGAGGGAAGAACUUACUCAAAGAUUGUCUGUUCUUACGACAAAAAUGGAGGCAAAUGACAAAAAAAUACAGAACUUGGAGAAACAGCUGAGGCUGAACAACAAAGCCUUUACCCGGCAGCUGGCCAGCGAGAGCCAGAAAACCUUAGCAGCUCACGCAGCUACGAACGCUCUGCAGCUGGAAGUCAAGCGCCUGCAGCAGGAACUUAAGGAGAAGGACAGAGAGCUGGAAAUUAGAAACAUCUAUACUAAUCGGAUACUUAAAAAUCUACAUGACAAAGAAGAUUAUCCAAAAGUUUCUUCAACAAAGUCAGUACAAGCAGACAGGAGAAGUUUUUCCUUUACAAGUGUGAGACACCAGGAAACCCAAAAAUCAGAAGAUGUUCCAUCUCUGGCAACUAAGGGUAAAAAGACAACAGGAAACAUUGGGCAUAAAGAAAAACCAACUGAAAUAAUCUAUGCACUUUCUCACUGUAUCAGCAAAUUCCCAAACCAAGAGGAUUCCAAGAGAAAACAAGAAGGCUUAUCCCAGGACGGGGGGCGUCCGGAAGCAGAGCCGUCUCUGGAGAACGCUGGGCCGCAGAGAGAGACAGUGGCCGAUCCAGACAGGAAACCCACGUUACUGAAGCAACAGGAACUGCCACCGAAAGGCGCUCAGAUGACCCAUCCUGAAGGGGAAGGCGGUCAGGAGGACGAGCCAGGAAAAGAAGAGUUUAGACGAAGUCCGGAAGUCAAUGACACGGGCGACGUGCCGGAUAAAAACGCCGCUCCAAGUGUCAAGACACCCUUCAGACAGAGAAAGCGUUACUCCUUCACAGAAGCCACGGAAAACCUGCACCAGGGGCUCCCCGCCGCGGGGGGCGCGGCCGCCCCGGGCGGCGCCAGGGCCGCGCUCGGCACCGGCCGGCGUCGCGGGCCCGCGGGGGAGCCGAGGCCCGAGGGGCCGGCCGGCGCCGGCCCGCCCUCCUGCGGGAGGUCCUCCCGAGCAAGCGGGAAGGACACGGCUUUCAGGGAGAAGAAAAGCAGUCUGAUGGAAGAGCUCUUCGGCUCAGGCUGCAUCUUAAAAAACGACCAAGCUGGUCCUGCGGUCGUUAAAGAGCCUGAGGAGAGGCUGCAGAGUGAGAUGCACCGCGUGCCUCCUGGUCAGGCCUCCGCCAGCAAUGCUUUCGGAGAUUCUAAAGUAACUGUGGUCAGUUCUAUCAGGUCAUCUUCACCGACAGAAGGAAAGAGGAAAAUAAUUAUUUAAAUAUAAUCAAUAUCCUAACCCACUCUGGUUUGAUAUUCUGGUCUUAUGUGCCUUGAA
Camelus dromedarius (Arabian camel) is the source of this 2067-nucleotide messenger RNA. It is a transcript of the gene LCA5L, whose product is annotated as lebercilin LCA5 like. The transcript is spliced from 7 exons. The coding region runs from base 1 to 2010 and encodes 669 amino acids. Gene Ontology annotation, cellular component: axoneme. Lineage: Eukaryota; Metazoa; Chordata; Mammalia; Artiodactyla; Camelidae. Gene Ontology annotation, biological process: intraciliary transport. The record is from RefSeq and is a predicted model, not a curated record.